Messenger RNA from Verticillium alfalfae VaMs.102, 345 nucleotides. Its product is annotated as structural toxin protein RtxA. The record is from RefSeq and is a predicted model, not a curated record. The transcript is spliced from 2 exons. Bases 1 to 345 code for a protein of 114 amino acids. Lineage: Eukaryota; Fungi; Ascomycota; Sordariomycetes; Glomerellales; Plectosphaerellaceae.
AUGACGUCCUCUUCGCCCACCCGCUAUCGUCUCGUGUUCCACGUCCCCGAGACCCAUCUCGAAGCCUGUAAACGAGCCAUAUUCGACGUGGGCGCCGGUCGCUUCCCGGGACCGGGCAACUACACCGAGGUCUGCUGGUCGACCAUCGGCGCGGGACAGUUCCGCCCAGGCGACGGCGCAAAGCCGGCCAUUGGCAAGCCCGGCGAGCUCGAAGAGCUGCAUGAAGCAAGAGCCGAGACUCUCUGCGUUGGUGAAGACGUAGUGAGAAAGGCCGUCGCGGCGUUGAAGCUAGCCCAUCCAUACGAAGAAGUCUCCUAUAGUGUCAUGAAAAUGGAGGACUUUUGA